AUGAAGACACUUAAUUUGUGUGCUCUGUUACUUUGUUGGAAGACUAUUUAUUGUAAUCACUGUGAACUCUCUAAUAUCACAAUUGUGGUGGAGAAGGAAGAGUGUGGCUUCUGCAUCCGCGUGAAUGCGACUUGGUGUUCCGGCUAUUGUUUGACAAUGGAUCUCAAUGACAAGCACCCGUUAAUAAAAAAUGUCCAGAAAGUCUGCACAUUCAAGUCAAUUGUGUAUGAGACUAUAAAGAUCCCAGGCUGUGCUGGACACACAGAAUCGCUUUAUUCCUACCCAGUGGCUACCGGAUGCCAUUGCGACACCUGCAAUACAGACAUCACUGACUGCACCAGUAGAGGCUUGGAGCCAAGUUAUUGUUCCUAUGGUCAAAAUCAAAUCAGGGAGUGAAGAUUUGUUGUGUUUCUCCUAAUAUUUCUGGUCUUGUAAAAGCCAUAAUGGAGGUAAGCA
Molecule: messenger RNA, 456 nt
Organism: Anolis sagrei ordinatus
Lineage: Eukaryota; Metazoa; Chordata; Lepidosauria; Squamata; Anolidae
Gene: FSHB
Product: follicle stimulating hormone subunit beta
Biological process (GO): follicle-stimulating hormone signaling pathway
Cellular component (GO): extracellular region; cytoplasm
Molecular function (GO): follicle-stimulating hormone activity
Source: RefSeq, a predicted model, not a curated record